Messenger RNA from Punica granatum (pomegranate), 1055 nucleotides. The record is from RefSeq and is a predicted model, not a curated record. NCBI's taxonomy places the organism in Eukaryota, Viridiplantae, Streptophyta, Magnoliopsida, Myrtales, Lythraceae.
AAGACAACUCUCUAGUCUCUCUCUCUCUUUCUCUCUCUUCUCCGGGUACUCUUGAAGAGAAUAUCGAGCUAUAUAUAUAUAUAUAUAUAUAUAUAUAUAUACACACGUACAUCUAAUAUAGUAAUCAAGCAUCAAGAGUAAAGUGGUCAGGUCAAUGGAGACUAUAAACAACAAGGAAACCAAUCCUAGGGUUUCCAAGGAGUUCAGCAAAGGAGCUUGGACAGCCGAAGAAGACCGGAAACUCGCUGAGGUUAUCGCAGUUCAUGGCCCAAAGAGGUGGAAGACUGUUGCCGCAAAAGCAGGGUUCAAUCGUUGCGGGAAGAGCUGCCGAUUGAGGUGGCUGAAUUAUCUGAGACCCAAUAUCAAGAGAGGCAACAUAACGGACCAAGAAGAAGACUUGAUCCUAAGGCUUCAUAAACUACUCGGAAACAGGUGGUCGCUGAUUGCAGGAAGGCUACCUGGUCGAACAGAUAAUGAGAUAAAGAACUAUUGGAAUUCUCAUUUGAGCAAGAAAAUAAACCCGAAGCAGAAACCAGGUCCAGCCCCUAGGAAGGGGACCUCUAUAGUCGAAAAAGCACCGCAGUUAGCAGACAGUAAUAAAGCGAACAUGUACCAUAUACAAGCGAUAAAAGACCGGAGCACGGCUACUGAUGGCACUACGACCUCCGAGGGAGAACACUCCUCAUCGAAACAGUCCACCCCAUCGUUCGAUAUCAACGGCGCGGAUGACGAUUUCUUCGACUUCUCCAAUGAGAGUCCACUGAAUUUGGAGUGGGUCAGCAGGUUCCUUGAAUUUGAUUCACGCCAUCAUCAAUCGUGAGAAAAGCUUCAGCAUUUGUGCUGUGCCCCCCAUAGAGUGAACUAUAAAUGAUGCGGUGCGGAGGGCUCUUGUUGGGAAGGAGUAGUGUGUCAAUAGUUAAAAGAAAAAUCGAACUAAUAUGUAAUUACUUGUAUGGCUCGAAACAUUGUCGAAUAAUAUGUGUGCGCUCUGCGUGAGAGUUGAGAUAUUAACCUCUUCGAUAUCAAUCGUAGUCGACUUUGUUUAUCUUCAUGUA